This is a messenger RNA of Periophthalmus magnuspinnatus, 2111 nucleotides long. It is a transcript of the gene sqlea, whose product is annotated as squalene epoxidase a. The coding region runs from base 15 to 1718 and encodes 567 amino acids. Lineage: Eukaryota; Metazoa; Chordata; Actinopteri; Gobiiformes; Gobiidae. Gene Ontology annotation, biological process: cholesterol metabolic process; sterol biosynthetic process. Gene Ontology annotation, molecular function: flavin adenine dinucleotide binding; squalene monooxygenase activity. The transcript has 11 exons. The record is from RefSeq and is a predicted model, not a curated record. Gene Ontology annotation, cellular component: membrane; endoplasmic reticulum.
CUUUUGCUUUUAAAAUGUGGACCUUUCUUGGAAUCGCCAGCUUUACAUAUCUUUACAAGAAGUCAGACACAGUGUUGACUUUUCUUCACAGAGAAGUCAUAGCAGUGGCUUUAUUUAUCACUGCGCUGCUCCUUUAUUUCAAAUAUGCGCACGGACACAAAGUGCGCCUGUCUCAGCUGCUAAACGCGCCUUUGACGUUUCUGGGAGUUGUGCCCUUUGUUAAAGAAUUAAUCCCCCAAAAUUCUUCAUUGGAGGACAAAGCAAAGACGUCAUCUGAAAGGGGCUACAGAACAAGACGAAGACUGAACCAGGAUUCCUCUACGUCUGCAACACCCUCAUCAUCCGGUGUAGUGGGGAACACAGAGCCUGAUGUGAUAAUAGUUGGAGGAGGAGUUUUGGGAUCGGCGAUGGCAGCAGUGCUAUCCCAGGAUGGCAGGAGGGUGACUGUCGUGGAGAGGGACCUAAAAGAGCCAGACCGUAUUGUGGGAGAACUGCUGCAGCCUGGAGGUUACAAAGUUCUCAAAGCACUAGGACUGGAAGCCUCAGUGGAGGGCCUGGAUGCUCACGUGGUGAAUGGGUAUGUGAUCCACGACACAGACAGCAGGGCGGAGGUGGAGAUCCCGUACCCUCAGACAGAUGAGGGCGUGCAGUGUGGCAGGGCGUUCCAUCAUGGACGCUUCAUCAUGGGCCUGAGGAGAGCUGCCAUGGCCCAGCCCAAUGUCACUUUCAUUGAAGGCACAGUGACCAGUUUAGAGGAAGAGGAAAAUGGCGUCACUGGUGUCCAAUACAGAGAUAAAGAAACUGGAGACAAUAAGGUUAUCCAUGCAGCUCUGACAGUGGUAGCAGAUGGAUGCUUCUCAAAGUUCAGAAAAAGCCUUGUUUCUGGGAAGGCACAUGUCUCAUCUCAUUUUGUUGGAUGUCUUAUGAAGAACUGCCCACAGUUCAAACCCAAUCACGCAGAACUGGUCCUUGCAAACCCAAGCCCAGUCCUCAUCUAUCAAAUCUCCUCCAGUGAGACCAGAGUCCUUGUGGACAUCAGAGGAGAGAUGCCACGCAACCUCUCAGACUAUAUGGUCGAUAAGGUCCACCCUCAGCUGCCAGAGCAUCUACAGGAACCCUUCUUGGAGGCACUGCAGAAUGAUAGACUGAGGUCCAUGCCUGCCAGCUUCCUCCCCCCCUCCCCUGUGAACAAACCAGGUGUGCUCCUUUUGGGCGAUGCGUACAACAUGAGGCACCCUCUGACGGGAGGAGGCAUGAGUGUGGCUCUAAAUGAUGUGCACAUAUGGAGAGACCUGCUCAAAAACAUCCCCGAUCUGUACGAUGACAGGGCACUGCUGCAGGCAAAGAAAAAAUUCCACUGGGAACGCAAGUCAUCACAUUCUUUUGUGGUCAACAUUUUGGCACAGGCCUUGUACGAGCUGUUUGCAGCCACAGACAAUUCACUCCAUGAGCUGAGGAAAGCGUGCUUCCAGUACUUUAAACUUGGUGGGGAGUGUGUGUCUGGGCCUAUCGGUCUUCUGUCCGUUUUGUCCCCCAAACCGGCGACCCUGAUUGGACAUUUCUUUGCUGUGGCACUGUAUGCAGUUUAUUUCAACUUCAGAUCUGAAUCCUGGAGCUCCAAACACAGGGCCCUAUUUAAAAGUGUGGCCAUCCUUUAUCGAGCCUGUACUGUGAUGUUCCCUCUCAUAUACUCUGAACUUAAGUAUCUGGUUUACUAAAGAAAUACAAACUAAUAGAAUUAUAGAGUUCAUUUUUCCAGUGUAAACCUUAAAAAUGUAGGGAUUUCUCAAACAGGGUAGACAUCCUUUUAUUUCCAGGGCUUUCAUGGCACAGACUGCAAAAGAUUAGAUUAGAAAAAUUGUGGGGAAAAACUGUAAAAUAUAAAAAAGAGGACUUUUUUUUUGAUAAUAGGAGGUAACAAGUUGUUCUAAGAACAAGCACUAGUAGAAUAUGUGGGUUACUUCACUCUGUGCCUUAUGUUGGUGGUGACAUUUUAAUAGUUUUGCCCAAAAUGUUGCUCUUGAGACAAGGUUGCUUGUACAGAAUUCAGGUUCAGAAAAUAGAAUAUUUAGAUGCCACUUUAAGGGGGCCAUAUAGGGUAGCUAAAAAUG